UGUCGGUAUAAAGGGCGGUACGGUACGCUCCAGCCGCAGCUUCCAGAAACGCCGUGACCAGACGCGUCUUCGGCACAGCGCACACGAUUAAACGGUUUUGUGUGUCGCAGGGAGGUCGCAGUUUAAGAGCAGAACAUUGCUUCAGAUGUUUUACGGUGUCAGGAUGGGCUGCCCUUCCGUGCUGUGUGCGAGUGUGAUACUGGCCCUGUGCCACUGGGGGGUGCCGUCUCUGGCCUCCACCUACGGCGAGCGCGGCUCGGACCUGGGCAUGCGGGUGUUCCAGGAGGUGGUGCGUUCGCGGCCGCAGGAGAACGUGGCGCUCUCGCCCCACGGCGUGGCCAGCGUCCUGGGCAUGCUGCUCCCCGGGGCCGACGGAGAGACCCGCCGACAGAUCCUCACGGCCCUCCGCUACAAGAAGAGCGGUCCUUACAAAAUGCUCAAGAGGUUGCAUAAGGGGCUCACCACCAAAUCCAACCAGGACAUGGUGCUGAUCGCCAACGGCCUGUUCAGCCAGGAGGGCGUUGUGCUAGAGGAGCCCUUUGUGUCCGCAAACACGGCCAACUUCCAGUGCCACAGCCAGAGCCUGGACUUCUCCCACACGCCUGCAGCUGCAGCCGCCAUCAACGACUGGGUCAAGAACCAGACCAAAGGGAUGAUCUCCAGCGUGAUUGAGCCUGACAUGCUGGACCCGGCCCUGACCCGCUUGGUCAUGGUCAACAGCAUCUUCUUCAAGGGUCUGUGGAAGUCCCGCUUCCUGCCCGAGAACACCAAGCUGAGGAACUUCAACCCCAGCGAUGGGGUCAUGUACAAGGUCCCCAUGAUGUCACAGCUGUCCGUCUUCAACAUUGGCCACGCCAGCACCCCCCAGGGGUUGAAGUACAAGGUCAUCGAGCUGCCGUAUCAUGGCAACAGCAUCAGCAUGCUGAUCGCCCUGCCGACAGAGGACAACACCCCCGUCUCCGCCCUCCUGCCCCAUCUCAACACCUCCACCCUGCAGGGCUGGACCAAGCUGCUCACGCAGAGGAAAGUGCGUCUGCUACUGCCCAAGUUCUCUGUGGAGGCGGAGGUAGAUCUGGAAUCCCCCCUCUCUGCAGUGGGAGUUGGCGAUAUGUUCCGCCAGAACAAGGCCAACUUUAAAUACCUCAGCUCUGAGCCGCUGUACGUGUCCAAGGCGCUGCAGAAAGCCAAAAUCCAGGUGAAUGAAGAUGGGACAAAAGCCUCAGCUGCAACAACUGCCAUUCUGCUGGCCCGGUCGUCCCCUCCCUGGGUGAUCGUGGACCGGCCGUUCAUCUUCCUCAUCCGGCACAACCUCACAGGUACCGUCCUCUUCAUGGGUCAAAUCAACAAGCCCUGAACCUCAGAACACGCAAGAAGCAGGACUGCAUAUUUCUCCAAUACCCAGAGACACGUUUCACACGGGGUGUGUGUGUAAUGCUCUGAUUUUAAAAUGUACUUUUUCUUUUUCUAAUGCUGAAUUGUUUUAUUAAGAGGGAAAGUAUCUGCUGGCCCGGGCGGCCUUCCUGUUAUUGUGAAAUACUUUGAGAUAUUUUUAACCUAUAUCUGAGUGUUUGUCCUAUGCAUUAAACGUUUUUAAGUUCUUAAACACUGGGUGAUGUCAUUGUGCACCAGGAGAAUGUGAUCUGAUUGGCUGCCGUUUCACCAACUGAAUUUCUUUUGCAUGAGGGGUACGUCUCAAACGUUGGGUUUUGAAUUGGGUUCCGUUGCAGCCUACGGGUGGGAACAUUUCUGACUCCGAUCGAGUAGCAGCCGCUGGUGUGGGGUGGGCUGGGGCUCGCAUGGAUAUUGCACGGCCCUCCUGGAAUAAACACGGCACAUCCUCGCAUGCUUUCACACACCGCCAACGGCAGUAACACUCUGAAUCCUCAACACCUAUUCUUCCUCUGUAGAACGAUGAUCAGGCCAGAGUCAGGGACCUGAUACAGCCAUGCCGUGUUCUUUUGUACUGAAUACCGUUGACAUUCGCAUUCCACAGGCCAUGAUGUAUAAAUACGACCCUUUUUCAGUGUUGGGUGUGUACAGGCCUCCUGCUCUGCAGCAAUGUGUAAUGGUCAAAUUGUGUGUGAGGGGGUGGAAGUACAUCUGCUUCCCUUGUUAAUGUUCACACUGUGCACAAUGUUUAAUAAAGCAAUCUGUAAACUGUAAAAAA
Molecule: messenger RNA, 2167 nt
Organism: Conger conger (European conger)
Lineage: Eukaryota; Metazoa; Chordata; Actinopteri; Anguilliformes; Congridae
Gene: serpine2
Product: serpin peptidase inhibitor, clade E (nexin, plasminogen activator inhibitor type 1), member 2
Exons: 9
Coding region: 146-1354 (402 amino acids)
Biological process (GO): negative regulation of endopeptidase activity; negative regulation of plasminogen activation
Molecular function (GO): serine-type endopeptidase inhibitor activity
Source: RefSeq, a predicted model, not a curated record